CGCGGGAGGUAUUGUGCUUCACCGGGCUUUGUUCACCUGGCCCUGGCUGCGUCCCGGCGGUGCCACCCGGAGCCGGUGCCCGCCGCCGCCGCCGCCGCCGCCGCCAUGGUGUCUCCGGUCACUGUGGUGAAGAGCGAGGGACCCAAGCUGGUGCCCUUCUUUAAGGCCACCUGCGUGUAUUUUGUGCUCUGGCUGCCCGCAUCCAGCCCAUCGUGGGUCAGCGCCCUUGUCAAGUGCCUGCCCAUCUUCUGCCUCUGGCUCUUCCUCCUGGCCCAUGGCUUCAGGUUCCUGCUGGCCCACUCCAGUGCCUCCCUCAUCUUUGUGGGACUUGUCUUCUCUGCCGUGGGUGACGCCUUCCUCAUCUGGCAGGACCACGGCUACUUUGAACAUGGUCUCCUGAUGUUUGCUGUGACACACAUACUCUAUGCCUCAGCCUUUGGCAUGCGGCCACUGGCUCUCCGGACAGGUCUGGUGAUUGGAGUGCUAUCAGGCCUGUGUUAUGCCCUACUCUACCCAGGGCUAUAUGGUGCCUUCACCUACCUGGUGGGGGUCUAUGUAGCCCUUAUCAGCUUCAUGGGUUGGAGAGCUAUGGCAGGGCUGCGGCUGGUUGGGGCAGCCUGGCGGUGGACAGAGCUGGCAGCCGGCAGUGGCGCACUGCUUUUCAUCAUCUCAGACCUGACCAUCGCUCUCAACAAGUUCUGCUUUCCUGUGCCCUACUCUCGGGCACUCAUCAUGUCCACUUACUAUGCUGCUCAGAUGCUCAUCGCCCUGUCAGCUGUGGAGAGCCGAGAGCCAGUGGAAGACUAUAGACUGAGCAAGGCCAACUGAAGGGACUGGGGUGUGCUCACCUUUCUCCUGGGGCUUCGGUCCAGACCUUGGGAGUAUGCCGGAGCUCUGUCGGCAGGCAGCUCCAGGGAAAGUGGCAGGCUUGAAGGGGUGAGCAGAAAGAGCUCCCAGGAAAGCUGGUAGGCUAGGAUGACCCUGAGAGCUCAAAGAGGCACCUUAUAUUCCUUGCCUGAAUCAGAAGUAGACACUCCUUACCCCGUCAGGACUGUCAAAGCCCUCCCGGAAGGUGAUGGUGCUUUUUGACCCCUCUCUUUUUACUAGAUGCAAGAAUGUGACUAUCUCUUACGACCAGGACCAAUGGCAAUGCCAGGCUCAUCCGUUCCCACCCUUUCUCUUCCAAGCUGACCGAGGAGCAGUCCUUCCCCAGGCUCCCCAUUUGGGAAGACUGGUUAAAGGUGGAGUCUUGUUUCCCCGUGGCUAGCCAGUUACUGCAGCAGGUUUUCAGCAGUGUCUAUGAGGAGCUGUAGAGGGGACUUCUUGGUGUGGAAGCUUGAGGGCAUCAAGGCUGCGGACUGACCCUCUUUCUCUCACAGGCCAGCCCGGAGCUCAGGCCUCAUACCGUCACCCUCAGACUCUGUCCCCUGAGCUAGGGUGUACCAUGCCAAAGGAAGGGGCUGGUCUCCACCUCUAUGUCUGUGUCCUGCUGUCUGCAAAUGGCUUAAAGGGGGUGGGCCUCAGAGAGCUCCUGAGGGGCCUGGCCCAGAGCGGGGCCUCCCCUCGCACACCGACAAUGCUGUCUUCCUGCCCAGGAGUGAGUUCCAAGUGACACUUUAGGGUCUUAAGACCUGAAGCACAGUCAAUGCAAGGGGAGUAAGGACGGGGUAACUCCGUUCUCUACUGCCCAUGUGAAAAAAUAAAAUAAAAUAAAAACCCAA
Messenger RNA from Psammomys obesus (fat sand rat), 1721 nucleotides. It is a transcript of the gene Tmem86a, whose product is annotated as transmembrane protein 86A. The record is from RefSeq and is a predicted model, not a curated record. The coding region runs from base 106 to 828 and encodes 240 amino acids. The transcript is spliced from 3 exons. Gene Ontology annotation, cellular component: membrane. NCBI's taxonomy places the organism in Eukaryota, Metazoa, Chordata, Mammalia, Rodentia, Muridae.